CGAUCAUCGAAGGUUCAUGCCUCGGUUGUCCUGUACUUCAGCGACCCCGAUGUUGCGGACGAGUGCAUCUCCCGCAAGAUCUCGUGGCAGGGCACGCUCUUGCGCACGGAGAAGUACCGCCCCCAGCCCAUACAAUGCUAUAACUGCUUCCGGUUCGGACACAUCGCCUCACACUGCCGUCGGCCGGCGACCUGCGGCAAAUGCUCAGAGCAACAUCGUACCUCCGAAUGC
Messenger RNA from Schizophyllum commune H4-8, 231 nucleotides. RefSeq lists its product as uncharacterized. The record is from RefSeq and is a predicted model, not a curated record. Gene Ontology annotation, molecular function: zinc ion binding; nucleic acid binding. The transcript has a single exon. Lineage: Eukaryota; Fungi; Basidiomycota; Agaricomycetes; Agaricales; Schizophyllaceae. The annotation marks the transcript as partial.